AUGACUGUCGAUAUUCCUGUUGUUGAGCUAUCUGGCUCGGGAGAUAAGCUGCCCGUGAUUGGGUUCGGAUCUGGGACGAAGUGGAGAAUCGCUAAAGCUACGGGCGAGACAAAAGACCAGUACAUUGAUGAGCUGGCAGAGCAAAUCACCAAUGCCAUCGAUGCUGGAUUCACCCAUAUUGAUGCUGCAGAAGCAUACAAAACGCACCAAGAAGUCGGUGCUGGCAUUCGCAAGUCUGGUGUAGCCCGAGACAAAAUCUUUUUGACGGACAAAUACACUCCCUGGUCCUGGGCGUGGAGAAAAGGCACUGGGCCACUGGGGUCGCUAGAAUUGUCGCUCAAACUCAUGGAACUUGACUAUGUGGAUCUCUACUUGAUACAUGUGCCUAACAUUACGCCUGAAAAUGCUGGAAUUGACUUGAAAGAAGCAUGGAGACAAAUGGAGGUGAUUCUCGAGCGCAAAUUGGCUCGCAACAUUGGUGUGUCCAACUUCGACGUCGAAAGCCUCGAGUACAUCAAAAAAAUCGGGAAGUAUCAGCCCGUGGUCAACCAGAUCGAAUUUAAUGCGUACAUGCAGCAGCAGUCGCCAGGUAUCUUGAAGUAUUGCCGAGACAACAACAUCGUGGUCGAGGGUUACUCGCCGCUCGCACCGAUCACCAAAGGAAGACCAGGACCGCUAGACACUGUUUUGUCAACAAUCGCCGCGAAGUAUCACAAGUCCGAAAUGCAGAUUCUACUCCGCUGGGUUAUUCAAAAUGGCAUAGUAGCGGUUACUACGUCGGGAAAUGUGGAUCGCAUCAAGGAAUCCUUGGACAUUUUUGACUUCGAAUUAUCAAAAGAGGAUUUUACUCAAAUCACCAAGCUUGGUCAGGAGAAAAAGUUUAGAGGAUUUUUCGAGGACCGUUACAGCCAGUUUGAUAGUAUUCUUUAUGAUGAUCUGUAA
This is a messenger RNA of Lachancea meyersii CBS 8951, 942 nucleotides long. Lineage: Eukaryota; Fungi; Ascomycota; Saccharomycetes; Saccharomycetales; Saccharomycetaceae. The record is from the annotation of a GenBank genome assembly.